This is a messenger RNA of Dermacentor andersoni, 1140 nucleotides long. RefSeq lists its product as uncharacterized. The record is from RefSeq and is a predicted model, not a curated record. NCBI's taxonomy places the organism in Eukaryota, Metazoa, Arthropoda, Arachnida, Ixodida, Ixodidae.
CAACUAUCACAGCAGCAUCCUCUGGAAAGAGGAUGCGCUACGAAUUUUUUGGGCUCAUAACAUGUAGGACAACCUCAUUUAAAAAAUUGAGGACUACAUUGGUGUUAAAAAAUGGUUCCUUAGCAAGAAACAUAGCCGGGUGAAGAGGUAUGCAAUAACGAUAUGUAAGAGCAAAAUGUUUCUUUCUUUCAGAUUCGGCUUUGCGACACUCCAAGAGGACGUGGAGGACGGUCAGCCUCUCACCACAUCGACCAGUUUGGCGGUUCAUCUCAUAUUAGGCUUCCCGACACUCCAGGAGGACGUGGAGUACGGUCAGCCUCUCCCCGCAUCUACCACAGGUUGGAGGCCCACUUCCGACGUAUCCUGACUUUUCUCUCCACCGCAUAGAAUGAACAUCUGUGUCUCGAUGAAGACUGUCGGAGCACUGUUGCUGCUUUCAACGCUGGUUUCUACACAGGAGGCCGCAAAAUUCGGCGAGUGCACAUUCCCCGGCGUGGACCUGGAGCAAGCGGUGGACGCGUUCCUGCAGCGGCUGCCGAUGUCCUACGAAAUCCCGAAAUCGGAAGGCGGCGAGCUGCUGCCGGGGCUUCACAUUGGCAACACCACUCUGCUGGGACUGUCCACACUGGCGAUGCGUGGCGCCCCGCGGCCCUUUUGCCGAAAGGGCAAGCCGAUGCUCGAAGUCCCCGUGAGCACGCAGGGAGCGCUGCGUUUCGUGGCACCGUGGAGGUACUGCUCUGGUCACUCGGGCGAGGUGUCGACAACCUCUAGUUAUGUUACACUCAACGUCCUAUUCGAGGUGACGGAAAACGGGCUGGUUCCGGUGGACGUGUGGCUCACCUGGCUGGAGGGAACAUACGUGUUGCUGCACGGUGCCUCGGAUGCUGGCAGCAUAGCGGCCGCGGUGCUCACCAAGCUGCUGCCGUCCGUCGUCAGGGACUUCUGGGUCGAACAGGUGGCCUGGCGCUCGAGUUCCGUAUUCCAAGCAGUCACCGCUAAUGGGAACAACUAAAAAGCCUCAACGCAUGCCCUGCUAUGAUGUUUUAACAUUUCUCUUUUGUAAUUUGCUGACACACCUGACCCUUACGCUUCAACAGAAUAUAAAUGCUCUUUUUUGAUUAAACAUCUACAUGCACUCUA